This is a messenger RNA of Etheostoma cragini (Arkansas darter), 2507 nucleotides long. RefSeq names its product INO80 complex subunit B (gene ino80b). The record is from RefSeq and is a predicted model, not a curated record. The transcript is spliced from 6 exons. Gene Ontology annotation, cellular component: Ino80 complex. Gene Ontology annotation, biological process: chromatin remodeling. Bases 325 to 1350 code for a protein of 341 amino acids. Lineage: Eukaryota; Metazoa; Chordata; Actinopteri; Perciformes; Percidae.
CAUUAUUUUUAGGGUCAGAUAGGCCAGAUUCAAAUUGAAGAUGUGGUUGGCGUCUCAAUCUCUAGGCGCCCCAUAUAAACUAUCUAUUAUAACUUCUUACACCAUUUAACCAUAAAACUAUUGGAGUGUGCAGGAAAAUCUUAGGAAUAAGUGACUGAUUCCACAAAAACAAGGACUCCUGUGUUAAUUUGUCACCCAUUAGAGGCAGAGUACUGCAGAGCCCUCUUCAUCGCUGCAUCAUCGAAGUUUUUCAGAUAACCGAGAUUUCUGCUGCCAUGUAGAGGCUGUCCUGUCUUUGGUGUUUACAUCCCUGUCGUCGUUUCAAUGGGGAAAAGGAAAGACAUGAUUCAUCCCAGGUUUCUCUGUGAAGGUGGCUCAAGCCUGCACAGCGUUCACAAGCGGAAACACAAAAAACACAAGAAGCACAAGAAGAAGCACCACAGCUUCACCGAGGCCCCUGAGCCUGUGGUGGUUCCUCGGCCUCCCCCACAGCUCCGACUCAAGAUCAAACUGGGAGGACAGACGCUGGGGACCAAGAGUGUUCCCACCUUCACCGUGCAUCCCGGUGUGGCUUGUCCUCCCUCCCCCUUGAUGAUUAUUAAUAAUGUUGAUGACGACGACGAUGAUGAUGAUAACGACGACGACGAUGAUGAUGAUGAUGAGGAUGAUGAGGACGACGAUGAGCCCUCUGUGCCUUUGGAGCAGUAUCGGGCCUGGCUGGAUGAAGACAGCAACCUGGCCGUGUCUCCUAUGCCAGACAUAGACUCAGACUCCAUGCUGGGCGUCCCUGUAGACGAGGAGGAGAGGUGGUUGGACGCUCUGGAGAAGGGAGAGCUGGACGACAACGGAGAGCUCAAGAAGGAGGUGGAUGAAUCUCUGCUCACGGCCAGACAGAAAGCCCUUCUACACAAGCAGCAGAGCCAGCCUCUCCUGGAGCUCCCCAUGGGUUACAAGGAGAAGGAGAUGACGGCAGAGAUGAUGCAGAAGCGGGAGGAACGAGCCCGAAAGAGACGCCUGCAGGCCGCGAAGAAGGCAGAAGAGAACAAGAACCAGACAAUAGAGAGACUGACAAAAACCAGCAAGGCCAAGAUCAAAAGCAUGAGAGAGAGGAAGUCCAAGCAGAAUCAGUGUCCCAUGGUCCGGUACAGCGACUGCGCCCAGGGCAUGGCUAUCUCCUUCCCCAUCGGGGUCCCUGCUCCAGUCCCAACACCCCCCUGUCCUCCACCAGCAGCCCCGGUGAACUGCGGGGCCAGCGGCUGCUCCAACCUCAAGAAGUACUCCUGCUCAAAGACCAGGGUUCCCCUCUGCAGCCUCGAGUGUUACAAGAGGAACUUGCUGCUUAAACUUUAAGGGAAGAAUAGAUCCUAAAUGGAUGUGGUUCCGUUACGACGUUGGGAUGUGAUGAAGGUGCAUACAGUCGACGUGGUUUAACAUUUAAUGACAUUUACGUGACACAGAUGCUCGUGACUCCACAGAUGUGGUAGGUGUAUUUUGAACUUUAAACAUGAAUCUGGUCUGGGCUAAGAAUGUGGAUUUACACUUGUUUGUAGCUGUGUCAUAUUGAUAAUAAUGGUUUUCCCUGCAGUGAUGCUGGUUACACAAUUCAAUUAUGUACAUUAUGGAAUGUUAGGAUUUUUUUUAAAUCGGUGUACCAAAUAUAAUACAAUGUAUAUGAUUUCCAUUGGUUGAAGACUGCAUCAAAUUAAUAUUUUUGUGUAUGUUUGGAGAAAGAGUAGCAUUAAUUCCACUAGCUUGGACUGUUCUUCAUUUAGUCAAUGUAAAAUAAUGAUGUACGUAUGUAAAAACUGACAAAGGAUAUAAAUAACAGGAACAUUUGUUUUGAAAGAUUAAAAGAGAAACUAUUGCAUUUUUAAUCUCAAUUUUGUAACAUGACUCAAUUUCCAUACAAAACUGUACAUCUUAAAUUAAGUAACAAAUAAAAUGCCUUUCUGCAUACAAAUUGUGACAAUAUCAGUACAACCUUAUUUGCUCUGUCAACAUGUGGAUGUGUGCAACAGCAAAGGUUUUAUUGGUCCAACUUAGUAAACUUAGCAGGUUUUUGUCUGCUCUUAUCAGAGGCUUACACCAAAGUGUCUGAGGUAUUCAAUGAAUGAGAAGCUUUUCAUAUACAAAACAAACCUGGCACAUAUCUGUUGAGCAACAAGGCUCAAAAACGACCUGGUUUUAAUACAGUAUUUGCUGCUGUAAGACCAGAGUCACGCUCUCAUCUGAAACAGGCGCAUUGUUAGAUUCAGACUUCACACAAAAUCCCCACGUUUGCUCUCAGGUGUUUUACAAGCAGAACCGUUUGAACUGAUUAGCUGAGAAUACGACUCAUGCUACAAGAAAUGUAGUUUUGUGUCCAUUAUUGUCAGAUCUAAUAAUCAAAAGGCCAGUCCGAAGGAGAGUCUGAAGGCCAUCUCAACAGGAACCUCUGCCACGGAGUCAUGGAAACACACGUAGAAUUCUUGAGGGACGGGCUCGAGCAACAUCCGUCUAAAAGACAA